Messenger RNA from Diatraea saccharalis (sugarcane borer), 1344 nucleotides. The record is from the annotation of a GenBank genome assembly. Lineage: Eukaryota; Metazoa; Arthropoda; Insecta; Lepidoptera; Crambidae.
UAAUGUUAAUGAUUUUUAUUCUUUUUGAACCCUGCACUAGAUAAAUGUUUUUUUUUUUAUUUCUAAAAAAUCAGUAAAAAUAUAAAAUUAAAAUAUGAAUUUUAAGUGCUUUAAUUAAAGUUAAUAUAUUAUUAAGUAUUUAAAAUGAAUAUCCACCUAAUUAAUAUCAUUGCUAUUAUGUUUUACCACGCGCUUGAGAUUACAGCCAUUAAUAACAAUGAUGUACGAAAUCAUCUUGGAACUCGGACUCCUUACCGAUUUAGGUAUAACAAGAAUGAUUCUCGAAUUAAAUACCCAGGAUGUAGAGAUGCUAGAAUAUGGAUGAUCAUUCGCCAUGGAACAAGGCUCCCUAGUGCUAAGGAUAUAGUUGGAAUGAAAGAUAUUCUCAGAGAUUUGAAAUAUGAGAUUUUAUUCAACCACAAGAAAAGCAAAGAACAACUCAAAAGGUUAGAAGAAUGGUCAAGUGAUAUUGAUAUUGAAGAAGAGAAAUACCUGACACGAGAAGGUCAAGAUGAAAUGAUAUUUCUAGCAGAAAGAAUGCAGAAGAGGUUUCCAAAUGCCAUUAAAUCAAAAUAUGACAACAAAACAUUCUAUGUAUUAGAAUAUUAUCACGACUUGAAACAUUACUGGAUGGACAGCUAUGGCCACAAUUUGACCUACAAACAAGCAUGCAUGGCUAUCAAGACAAUGUUUGAAGAUUUUAAGAAAAAGAGCGAACCUCAUGCAACAUUCCUGUUUGCACACUCGGGAACGUUAUUGAAGAUCCUGACACAUAUGCAAUUGUAUAAGCCGAGCGCACCAUUAACUGGGCACACCAUAGACAAGAAGAGGAAGUGGAAAACGAGCGACAUAGACUGUUUUGCAUCUAAUUUGGCUUUUGUUUUGUACAAAUGUGAAGACGGAAAUAAAGUAUUGACUCUCCACCAAGAGAAUAUAAUCAGACUGCCGAUGUGCGAACAUGACCUCUGCCCAUUAGAACAUUUGGAGAAGCAUUUUCACGAAUCAAUAUAUAAUUGCGAUUUCACUGACAUGUGUAGUCUGAAUAACACUAUUGCAUAAAGCUUGCUACUAUAUUGAUUUACUGUUAAGCUUCAUUUACAUAUUACGUUGAUAAGUAGGUAAGUAAAGUGAUUAUUUUCAUGUAAACAACAAUUUUUGUCUAUUCUUCGGCUAACAGGCACAAUAUUAUUUAAAUGCAUUUAGAAAAGUGUUCGGGUUAAAUGUUUGUGUUAUAAAUUACUGAUUAAGUUAAAAUUUAGUUACCUACUUGUUAACGUAAUAAUGAGCUUGUCAAUUAAUCAUUGUUAUUUUUAUAUGAGCUAGUUAAUGUGAUGUUCGAUAUUU